Manihot esculenta (cassava) is the source of this 1029-nucleotide messenger RNA. Its product is annotated as exopolygalacturonase-like. Gene Ontology annotation, biological process: carbohydrate metabolic process. The transcript is spliced from 5 exons. NCBI's taxonomy places the organism in Eukaryota, Viridiplantae, Streptophyta, Magnoliopsida, Malpighiales, Euphorbiaceae. Gene Ontology annotation, molecular function: polygalacturonase activity. The record is from RefSeq and is a predicted model, not a curated record. Bases 1 to 1029 code for a protein of 342 amino acids.
AUGGAUACUAAAAUAAUCUUCUCAAUUGUAUCUCUAUUGUUAAUAAAUUUCUCUCUUGUUCAAGCACAGCCAGCUGUUUUUGAUAUAACAAAAUUUGGUGCAGCACCUGAUAGAAAAGCAGAUGCAAGUAAGCGGAUGCUUGGAAAGAGGCUUGUGCAGCAGCAGGAUCUAGCAAAUAUUGAUUCCAGCAGGGACAUUCUUGGCAGGAACUUUAGAUGGUCAAGGAGAAGUUGCAUGGAAGGGAGUAUUUGUGACAAAGAUCCAAAAAAUUGCAAGAAACAUCCUAUGAAUAUAAGGUUUAAUUUCAUUAUCAAAGGCUUAGUUCGUGACAUAACGUCUCUUAAUAGCAAGUACUUUCACGUCAAUGUAUUGGGAUGUGAGGACUUCACAUUUGAAGGCUUCAAAGUCAGUACACCUGAAGGUAGCCUUAAUACCGAUGGAAUUCAUAUUGGGCGAUCAAAGGGAGUGACUAUAUCUAAUGCCAAAAUAGGCACGGGUGAUGAUUGUAUCUCUAUUGGUGAUGGAACCGAAAAUCUAAAAAUCACAAAAGUGGCAUGUGGACCUGGUCAUGGCAUCAACAUAGGGAGCUUGGGGAAGUAUGAGAAUGAAGAUCCUGUUUCCGGAAUUACCGUUUCCGAUUGCACCCUCACCGGUACAACUAAUGGUGUUAGAAUUAAAACUUGGCCUGCACUAUUUCCUAACACUGCAACUAAUAUUCAUUUCCAAGAUAUUACUAUGGAAAAUGUCUCCAAUCCUAUUAUUGUAGAUCAAAUGUAUUGUCCAUGGAAUAAAUGCAAUAAAAAGGAACCAUCUAAAGUGAAGAUUAGUGAUGUUAGCUUCAAAAAUAUAAAGGGAACUUCUGCAACUGCUCUUACCGUUCAACUUAUAUGUAGCAGUGGAAUACCAUGUGAAAAAGUGGAACUUGCGAACAUUGACUUGACAUAUAGUGGUCCUGAAGGCCCAGCAAAAUCUGAAUGCAUUGAUGUUAAGCCAACAAUUGUAGGGAAGAUUCCAGAGGGAUGCAAAUAG